This is a messenger RNA of Arabis nemorensis, 264 nucleotides long. The record is from the annotation of a GenBank genome assembly. NCBI's taxonomy places the organism in Eukaryota, Viridiplantae, Streptophyta, Magnoliopsida, Brassicales, Brassicaceae.
AUGGGUUUCACUUUGAGCUUGUGUAGGUCAGCGUCAAGAUUAGCUUCUUCCGUGUGUGGUGGUCGGUUGGCUCGAGUCCGGUCCAUCUCAAGCGUUGUCAACCGUCAGGCUCCGGCGGCUGCUAUUGAUGAUUGGAUUAGUUCUGAGCAAGCGGUUCUCGGGGCGAUUGACUCUGAGUUCUACGGUCCUGUCAUAGUCGAUCAAAACGAUGCGGUAAUGUUUUACUUGCUCUUGGUUUUUGCGAUUUACUUGUCUUUUUUUUGA